This is a messenger RNA of Nycticebus coucang (slow loris), 6655 nucleotides long. RefSeq names its product complement C8 beta chain (gene C8B). Gene Ontology annotation, cellular component: membrane attack complex. NCBI's taxonomy places the organism in Eukaryota, Metazoa, Chordata, Mammalia, Primates, Lorisidae. Gene Ontology annotation, biological process: immune response. Bases 87 to 1919 code for a protein of 610 amino acids. Gene Ontology annotation, molecular function: protein binding. The transcript has 12 exons. The record is from RefSeq and is a predicted model, not a curated record.
UCAUGGGUGGAAUUCUGUUUACUUUGCUGAGUUGUUUGCUGUCUAAGGACACAAGCUGACGGUGGGCCAUCCUGUGUAGACUUGUCAUGAAUCUAGGAGGCUCGGCGUUGAAAAAAAUGAAGAAAUUCAGGAUGUGGGCUUGGAGGGGGCCGCUGGAGCGGUUCCUUCUUCUCUGUGCUGCCCUGGGCUGUCUCAGUCUGCCUGGCUGCAGAAGUGAAAGGCUGCAUUCCUUUGAGUCAAAUGCAGUCAACAAGAGCUUUGCUAAGACCAGGCACAUGCGGAGUGUGGACCUUGCCCCAAUGCCUAUUGAUUGUGAACUUUCCAGCUGGUCCUCCUGGACGGCAUGUGAUCCCUGCCAGAAGAAGAGAUACAGACAUGCCUACUUACUCCGGCCCUCACAGUUCCACGGAGACCCAUGCGACGACUCCUCUGACAAGGAAGUGGAAGACUGUGUUACCAACAGCCCAUGCAGGAGUCAAGUGAGAUGUGAAGGCUUUGUGUGUGCACAGACAGGGAGAUGUGUGAACCGCCGACUUCUUUGCAAUGGGGAUAAUGACUGUGGAGACCAGUCAGAUGAGGCAAACUGUAGACGGAUUUAUAAAAAGUGUCAGCACGAAAUGGACCAAUACUGGGCAAUUGACAGUCUGGCCAGUGGGGUAAAUUUGUUCACCAACAGUUUGGAGGGCCCGGUUCUUGAUCACAGGUACUAUGCUGGUGGAUGCUCCCCACAUUACAUCCUGAACACCAGGUUUAGGAAGCCUUACAACGUGGAAAGCUACAUGCCACAGACCCAAGGCAAAUAUGAAUUUGCACUGACAGAAUAUGAAUCAUACGCAGAUUUUGAACACAAUGUCAUAAAGAAAGCAAUAAGCCAGUCGAGUUUCAGUUUUGGUUUUAAAAUAAAGGGAAUAUUUGAACUUGGCUAUAACGACCAAAGUGACCAAGGAAGAAAUUAUAUUAAGCGAACAAAACGAUUCUCUCAUACCAAAAGUGCGUUUCUUCACGCACGCUCUGACCUUGAAGUAGCACAUUACAAGCUGAAACCCAGAAGCCUCAUGCUGCAUUACGAGUUCCUGCAGAGAGUGCGGCGGCUGCCCAUGGAGUACAGCUACGGGGAGUACAGAGAUCUCUUCCGAGAUUUUGGGACCCACUACAUCACGGAGGCUGUGCUCGGGGGCGUUUAUGAAUACACGCUCGUCAUGAACAAAGAGGCCAUGGAGAGAGCAGAUUAUUCUCUCAGCAACGUGCAUGCUUGUGCCAAAAACGAUUUUAAAAUUGGUGCUGCCAUCGAAGAUGUCUACGUCAGUCUGGGCGUGUCAGAAAGCAAGUGCAGGGCUAUUCUCAAUGAAAUCAAAGACAGGAACAAGAGGAGCACCAUGGUGGAGGACUUGGUGGUCCUUGUACGCGGAGGGGCAAGUGAGCACAUCACUGCCCUGGCUUACAAGGAGCUGCCGACGGCAGAGCUGAUGCAGGAGUGGGGAGACGCAGUGCAGUACAACCCGGCCAUCGUCAAGGUCAAGGUGGAGCCUCUGUAUGAACUGGUGACGGCCACAGACUUCGCCUUUUCCACCACAGUGAGGCAGAACAUGAAAAAGGCCCUGGAGGAGUUCCAGGCGGAAUUCAGCCCCUGCCACUGUGCCCCAUGCCAUGGAAAUGGAGUCCCUGUCCUGAAAGAAUCACGCUGUGACUGCAUCUGUCCUGUGGGAUUCCAAGGCCCAGCCUGUGAGAUGACCUAUCGGAAAAAUGUUCCCACUGACGGGAAUUGGAAUUGCUGGUCAAACUGGUCUUCGUGCUCGGGAGGGCAUAAGACAAGACAACGGCAAUGCACCAAUCCACCUCCUCGAAACGGGGGCAGCCCCUGCCCAGGUCCUGCUUCAGAAACGCUCAACUGCGAGGGAAUCAGAGUUUCUAGAAGAUGAUACAGCUGUGGGCUGCAACAAGAACAGCUCUGAUCCCUCAAGAACUCAGGCCAGCUCAUCCCCACCCCACCUGCCACUGGGGCUCACCCAAGAAGCAGUGCCAUGCAGGCUGUUUAAAACAGAGAGAUUAGUUUGUUAAAUGCACAUUGAUUUGGAUAGUGAGUUAAACUGAAAUUACACGUACCUUAAAGGCAUAAAAGUCUUUGUAAUCCUCACUUUGCUCACUCUACAAUUUUGUUUUACUUAUAUUUACUACCAAUCAGGAACUGUGUUGGAACUUGUUCACCCUGUAGUUUCACUAUAGCACAUUCCACUAUCACGUAAUGAAUUAAUGAGUGGAAAUUAAAUUGUUCUUUCCUUGACAAGUACAAGGUCUUGUUCAGUAAUUACCAGCAGUUAAUGUUUAUUGGGCAAUUACUGUGUGCUAGCCACUGAUUCAGGGCAUUAAUUCAUCCCAUUCUUGUGAAAACUUUACAAGGGAUGCUAUCAUCAGCCCCGUUAAACAGUUGGGAAACUGAGGCUUAGAAUCGUUAGGUGACUUGUCCAAGGUUACACAGCAGGAAAGUGGCAGAGCUGAGUUCCAGAUGUGGAAUCUAGAGUUUGUACCUCUUAACUAUGGUGCUCUCUUACCUCUCAGUAAAUAAGUGUCUGAUUAACAAAGAAUUUGUGUGAAAUAAAACACACCAGAAAGUACUAUGAGAGAGAGAGAGUAUGUGUGUGGUUGGCAAAUUUCCACCCACUUCUUUCUGAGAAGGGUGUGUCCUGGCCCCUCAGUUCUCUCUGAUGCUGAGCAGAGGAAGGGCACACUUGUGUAGGUCGAGAGCAGGAGUUGUGGGGCAGAGCGAAAUUGUGGUGCCCAAUGGAGGAGUGCCAUGGAUGUGCCCAGGAAGACCCAGAGCUGAACACGGGAGCCAGGGAGACUGGUCCCUGAAUGAGAGAAUAUUAAAGGAGAUAAAGAGGAGAGGACCAUGGCGGCUGGAAGAGGAACCAUGUCAAGGAGAAUUUCAAGUUGAUGACUAUGGGUCCACGGGAAACAUAGACCCUCCUCUAUGUCCCCCUGUGAAAUGGUCAGUACACUCUACUCCACUCACGGAGGCUUCUGGGCAGUAUCAUUUUAGGAAGGGCUGGGCUUGGUGAGGAAAACGAGAAGACAAUUGAUCUUAGGUUACCAAAGUACCUUUGUUUUCUAGAUUGCCUAGUAAAUAACACUAAAUUUUUCACUUAGUCAUUCCAGCUGAUGAAAACAUCCCUUAAGAUUUUUUUUUUUGCCCUUGGACAGUCCCUGAUUGAAGUCCCUCAGGUGAAUGUGUUGAAAUAAAAUUGGUGGGGAAAGGAAAGCACUUAGUGAUUUUUAACCUUUUUUAUCUCACGGCACAUUUGAACCUAUCGUUACACUUCUGAGCCACACUUCAAUCAUGUUGGUAAAAAAAAAACAACAAAAAAAAACUUACCGUGCUUUGAACUUCUUUCAAAAAAUAAUUUAAUUAAUGAUGUAUAAAAAUUUUUGCAGCAUACCUAAGACCCUCUCCCGGCACACUGGUUGAAAAUCACUGAUUGGUUGAAGGUGGACCGGCUCACAUUCAUUUUCAACCCAGUUUUCUGCCAUAUCAUCUCCUCUGAGUUCACUGUUGGGUUCAGUGCUGAGGCCUGAGGGCUUAACAUUUUGGUGACUGCUUUGGUUACAAAUGGGGAGGCUCAUGAAGCGAGUACAGCUCAGUGGUAGAGCAUUUGACUGCAGAACAAAUGGGGAAGUUCAGAGAUAUUAAGGAAUCUGGCCCACCCAGCUCUCUGGAAUGCAAGCACAACAAUGAUGAAAGCAGGUGGGGUUCCUGCAGCAAGCGAGACCUUUCCACCGGCCUUCCUGCAGCCCUCUGUCCCUGCAACUAUGGUCUGGGCCCUUGUUCGGCUCAAUGUUAUUGCUUGGCAGUCCACUGUUAUUUCAACAGGCUAAUCCAAUAAUGUUUUAUCUUUUUCAUUAUACUGAGGCAGUAUAAUUUUCUUGAGUUAUAAUCUAUCUUCUUUUAAGAUUCCCCAGAGACAGGGAAGAGUGGUUCUGUCUUUGGUUGAUGGGAGGCGCCCCGGAAGCCGACACCAGCACAAUGAAACUGAGCGCUGCCAAAUUAAAUUCCGAAUCUCAAUCACAGCCACCGCUUCUAAUGGGAAAUUGGAGUGGAUUAUGGAGAUGACAGCCCAGGUUCACGUUUAUUGCGUUUAGCAGAAAUUGUUUAUCCUAUUAAAUGUGGUCUUGAAGGAGAAACAAUUGAAUUUUGGAGCACCGGUGAAUACCCGGGUGACGCCCAGGCGCCGCUAAACUGUGCAAUAAUUAUAUUCUUAUUUGUAGGCUGAACUUCCCCUUGUGGCUCUUUCUGCAAACAAAUGCAUUUAGGAGGAGGCUGCAACAGAAUGUGAGAAUUAAACAAAAUAAAUGCAAAGUGUGCUUUUGGAAAAUCUUGGCGACUGUGGCUGGUAGUGGUAUACCUCUGAAGGAGCUGGGAUAGCCAAGGGGCAGGGUCCAGCCAGCGUAGGCUGGCAGAGGUCCUGGAAGCUUGAACGUAGCACAAGGCACCUGGCAGGGGGGGGAUAUUUUUGCAUCCAUGAAUAUGAAACUUUGAAAUGCUAUUAUCUCUGCCAUGCGCUUAAUGUCAGGGUAGGAGGCUUCCCAUGUGACCUGGGACUAAUAACUUCUGUGGGAAUAAUAAUUAUUAUAAUUAGCUUAACAAUAGCAAUAAUAAUAAUAGCUGCCAAUUAUAGAGUGCUUCCCAGUUUAUGAAGUCUUUUCAUCUACAUUAUCUCAUUUAAUCUUUAUCUGAAUUGGAUGGGGUAGAUGUUAAUAUAGUCAUCGGAUGACAGGUAGAGAGGACUUCAAAGGGAGACUCAGUCCUUCUAACUAAUGGGCCAAUGGUAGACGUCAAGGUGGGGUGCAGAGGCCAGACAAAAGAGCAUCUGUUGGCAGGGAAUCCAAACAGAGGGGAAAUUCAUCUCUUUCUUAAAGAAGAAGACUUAGACCUGCUUCCGGGAUAAAAACGUCCCCAGGAGAGGGUGGGGCUGAUGCAGAAGGCCCUUGGGAGCACCAACCUGGUGUCCAUUAGGACAUGCAUGCUCUGGGCCUGGUGGGGAAACACCCAGGCUGCAGGACCUUGCGUGGAGCAGCCCCACCGCCUGCCCUCCUCUGGAAGCCACUUCCUCACUCAUCCUCCAGGUCUCAGCCCUCCUCUUUUUUCAGAAAGCCUUUUCUCAUCCUUGUAGGUUACGAUGGGGGGCUGUCCUCUCUGUCCCUUUUGCAUUCUGUGCUUCCCCCAUCAUGGCACUCAUGUCGGCAUGCAGGAUCUGCAAAGCCGGGAAGCAGACACUAUUUGUACGGAUUGAAGAUGUUCUUAAAGGUGUCAUGUCUCUUCGCUGAUGUUUCCAGACUUUGCGGACAUUGUGUCAUAAUUUACAUGUUGUUCCUUUUCAAAUAUAGCGUCCGCAAAGACAGGAACAGUGUCUGUCUCCUGCACUAAGUCAUAGAUCCUAAGAAGCAAGAACAGUGCGUGGCACAAGUGGGCCAUCGGUAAGUUAAUUAAUUAACGAACUAACGAGAAGGGACAAGUGGGGGGAGGAUGAGCCUUCCCAUGCUGGUGUGAAGCUUCAGUGAGUGGACAGCACGUGACAGCGGCAUCAUGAGAAGGGUCUCAGCAGCCCCCCAAAGAGGGGACCCCACAGAGGAGGCACCUUUAGGUGGCUUUGUGGCUAGCAGUGCAGAAGAAAGAUGAAGGAAAAACAGUUGAUGUCAGGAGGAGCUGAUGGACUUUUUGGGGGGUGACACCCCCUGGUAACAGCCAGGGGUCUCUAGGGAAACUUGACAAAGGAAAGGGGCAGAAAACUUUACAGCUAUGGCGGGGACUGAGCCUGAGAAGUGAAUUCAUGAGAAAACCAAGGCGCAAAGAGAUUUCAAAAGUCCAGUUUGUGGCAGAGGUGGGUGAAGCAACUUAACACAAUUCUCUCCCAACAUUCUGCGCCGACCUCGGCUUUCUCGUCCAUGGCUUAGUUUUCACCUGACGUGCCCCCUGAACCUGGCAGCAGCUCACAGCAACAGAAAAGUUAGUUCCGGGAGACUCCCUGUUCAUUGGAUGGUGUCAUGAAAUCAGAUGUUUCUAUAUUGUUUUCCUCUUUGCCUUAUUUUUCUUAAAUGUUAAGCCAAAUUCCAACACAGAGGUGUUCAGAAAUUCAGGGAUCUGUUCACAGAGAUACUGGGAUACUGGCAGACAGUGGCGUGAGAGGCCAAACAGCAGAGAGCUUGGACGACAGGGAGCUGUUGCGUGAGACUGGCUCUGUGACUUCCUGUUCGGUGGCCUUACACAAUGUACGCCCUUGUCUGGGCCUCCGUGUCUGCACCUUGGGUGUCAUGAUCUUUAUGUGAGCUAUUGCACCCUGCACCCACCUAACACUCCAGAACGAGCUCAGCCACCGCCAUCAUUGUUUCCAGGGAUCCACACACCACCCACAGCCACCUCAGACUGCUCUUUUAAAAAGUCGCUGAGGGGGAAGGGAGGGGGGAGGUUUUGGUGGAAGGAGGGUAAUGGGUGGGGCCACACCUACGGUGCAUCUUAGAAUGGGUACAGGCGACACUUACUAAAUGCAGAAUACAAAUGUCUACAUACAGUAACUAAGAAAAUGCCAUGAAGGCUACGUUGAACAGUAGAAUUAUUUCAGAUUGUAUAUGAAACCAACACAUUGUACCCCUUGAUUGCACUAAU